Cylicocyclus nassatus is the source of this 1693-nucleotide messenger RNA. NCBI's taxonomy places the organism in Eukaryota, Metazoa, Nematoda, Chromadorea, Rhabditida, Strongylidae. The record is from the annotation of a GenBank genome assembly.
GUACUGCAAGAAUUGUGAACAGUAUUUGAUGUGUCUUCGACCGCUUUUGGAAAAACACAACUUUGCACUUGUAUCUUUGAGCUCCAGCUGUCCUUCUCCUUUUCGUGAACUUCAGAAGUGAUUCGCGCUGCUAAUGGGUGCAAAGAGAUCAGUGAAUUGUGGUCUUUUGAUUUUGACAGCGAUUGUGGUUCUUGCUGUAAUUGUUGCUGUUGUAGUGAUCGUAAUGAAAAAGCAUAAGAAAGAAGGAACCAGCACGGAGGCAACUAAGUGCACCACAGCUGCGACUACGAUCAUGCGAAGUACUGCCGAAGUAACGGAAAAUAUACGAUGCCUCAUGGUGGGCGAUUUACUUAACUUUAAUGAUAACACAACUGCUUAUGACAAGGAAAAAGACUUUAUGAGCGAACUUGCUUAUGGCCUAUACCGAAAAACCCAAGUAUCAAAACUGGGUUUGUGGGUUUACGGAUAUACCACUUCCUUCACUAAUUUGAAUGAAUCACUAAAGAAUAUGAGAGGAUCACCGCUUGACUUUUUAUGGGAUCUCUACGCGCUAAAUUACAAGCAGGUCGAAAAGCCAACUUCUACAUUCGAAGCUAUAGAACAGCUCAACAAUCUGAUAGAUUUGGAGAACCGCAGCAAUUGCUUGAUAUUUCUAUCCGCAUCAACUAAUACAAGUGGACUACCCCUUCUCAGCCCAAAUUCAUCAUUGUCUUCGAUCGAAAAAAUUGUUGCCAUUGGCUACAACGACGUACACCUGAACAAGAUUGUUGUCCCUCCUCAAGGAACCGCUUUAGCUAUCCCGUACUCAUAUACCGAUGAGGAUCUAGAAAAGAUAUUGAAUAUGUUUCCAGCCAGCAUAACUACGACCUCACCAGUCAAAUCCACUGCAAAGUUGCUGAAUGCUACAACUCCAGAAACUAAAACAAGUACCACGCCGUCAGCGACGACUUUGGUCAGCAAUCGAACCACAGUCUCUACUUCUAAUAAUACGGAAAUACCAACGACUAAAGUUCCGUUCUUGUCAUUUUCUAAUGGUCUUGGCUACGUUUUUCUGCUAUUGUUGUGGACUAUCGCUCAACGCUUUGGCUUAGUAGCGUCGGACGGACAUAACAGGCCAAGAAAAGGUGAAGUUCACUGUCUAUUUGUAGGAGACCUCAUGCAUUUUGGUGACGACAAGGACGAGUAUGAAAGGGAAAAGCACUUCAUUUUUGAGACCAGCAAAGAAUUAUUUGAUACAACGAGAAACGCCACUGCAGCAAUGUGGGUCUUCGGGUACACUGAUGGACCCAGAGGGCUAAAGGACAUUCUAGCGAAUAUGCGCACGAACUUCAAAGACUUUGAAAGGGAUUUAAAUGAGAGGAUGAUUCAUAAAAAUGUGAAAGUUUUUGGAAUUAAUGAGGCGAUAGGAAAUUUGAACCAAGCUAGUGAUAAGAACAGGAAUGCAAACUGCGUGGUUUUCUUCACAGCUUUGACAGUGACCUCUGGCGUUAAAACAUUAGACCCAAAGGGAAACAAUGAUUUCAAGAGGGUUGUGGUCGUUAGCUUGGAAGGCGUAAAUCUCGACAAGCUAGUAGUACCGCCAAGAGGAGAAGCUGUUAGUAUUACUAGCGAUUACACCAAGGAAGACGUCGCUAAAGUGAUAAAAGCAGUCCUCUCCUUUUUCUAAUCUUCUCGAUUCCCCGCCACUUUUGUU